Messenger RNA from Capra hircus (goat), 5472 nucleotides. RefSeq names its product ST8 alpha-N-acetyl-neuraminide alpha-2,8-sialyltransferase 4 (gene ST8SIA4). Bases 329 to 1408 code for a protein of 359 amino acids. Lineage: Eukaryota; Metazoa; Chordata; Mammalia; Artiodactyla; Bovidae. The record is from RefSeq and is a predicted model, not a curated record. Gene Ontology annotation, biological process: oligosaccharide metabolic process; N-glycan processing. The transcript has 5 exons. Gene Ontology annotation, molecular function: alpha-N-acetylneuraminate alpha-2,8-sialyltransferase activity.
ACCCCGCUGCAGAAGCGGCCGCCACCUCCAAUGCACAAGGUGUCUCUCCUGCAAAGGAACCGAAGCCCCAGGGAGGAGGCGCUGGACCGACCCGGGCCGAGCUGGAGGGAACCGCGAGAGAGAGCGCCCCGCGCAGCGCUCGGGUACCAGCCGGAGCUCGGCCGCAGAGGACCCUCGAGACCAGCUGGGGAGAUUCCGGCUCCACGGUCUCCUCGGCUUUAACAGAUCUUGCCCCCCCACCCCGCGACUACCUCUCCCCCGAACGGAAUCUUUCUAUGAAGAGGAGGUGAGGGAGCUGGGGCCACCAGGAGUUUCCCGGGCACCCAAGAUGCGCUCCAUCAGGAAGCGGUGGACGAUCUGCACGAUCAGUCUGCUCCUGAUCUUUUAUAAGACAAAAGAGAUGGCACGGACCGAGGAGCACCAGGAGACGCAACUCAUCGGAGAAGGUGAGCUGUGUUUGAGUCGAUCCCUUGUCAAUAGUUCGGAUAAAAUCAUUCGGAAGGCUGGUUCUUCAAUCUUCCAGCAUUCUGUAGAAGGUUGGAAAAUCAAUUCCUCUUUGGUCCUAGAAAUAAGGAAGAACAUUCUUCGUUUCCUAGAUGCCGAACGAGACGUCUCCGUGGUCAAGAGCAGCUUUAAGCCUGGUGACGUCAUACACUACGUACUGGACAGGCGUCGGACACUAAACAUUUCUCAGGACCUGCACAGCCUCCUGCCUGAAGUUUCGCCAAUGAAAAACCGCAGGUUUAAGACUUGCGCUGUUGUUGGAAACUCGGGCAUUCUGCUGGACAGUGAGUGUGGAAAAGAGAUCGACAGUCACAAUUUUGUAAUAAGGUGUAAUCUAGCCCCUGUGGUGGAGUUUGCUGCAGAUGUGGGAACUAAAUCGGAUUUUAUUACCAUGAAUCCAUCAGUUGUACAAAGAGCGUUUGGAGGCUUUCGGAAUGAGAGUGACAGAGAAAAAUUUGUGCGUAGACUUUCCAUGCUGAAUGACAGUGUCCUUUGGAUCCCUGCUUUCAUGGUCAAAGGAGGAGAGAAGCACGUGGAGUGGGUUAAUGCGUUAAUCCUUAAGAAUAAACUGAAAGUGCGGACUGCUUAUCCAUCACUGAGACUUAUUCAUGCUGUCAGAGGUUACUGGCUGACAAACAAAGUUCCCAUCAAAAGACCCAGCACAGGUCUACUCAUGUAUACACUUGCCACGAGAUUCUGUGAUGAGAUUCACCUGUAUGGAUUCUGGCCAUUCCCCAAGGAUUUGAAUGGGAAAGCUGUCAAAUAUCAUUACUAUGAUGACUUAAAAUAUAGGUACUUUUCCAACGCAAGUCCUCAUAGAAUGCCGUUAGAAUUCAAAACAUUAAAUGUACUACAUAAUAGAGGAGCUCUGAAAUUGACAACGGGAAAGUGCGUAAAGCAAUAAAGCACACCUGAAACACACAAGCAGACUUGAAUAUGCACUUCUUUUCUGAAGAUGCUUCCUAAGAUUUGAAAAACAGGAUCCAGCGCAAGACUGGGUUGCAGCAUCCACCACUUACCGGAAAGGUGAUUAAAGGACACCCAUGAGAAAUCUACUACCAGCUGAUGAAAUACCUGCAAAGUGCUCUAAAAAUUAAGUAUUUUGACUUCAAGGGUCCUAGUAAGUGCCACUUCCACUCAGAACACAGUUUGAAUGUAUAAUCAGUAGUGUUUACAAGAUCCAACAAUGCACUCGUCAUUAGUUAACGAAGCAAAAAUGUUCAUCACUGUUGGGUAGCCACUGCAAAGCCAAGCACGUGAGAAGAGGAACCCAGGAACACAACUCAGCCCUUGGGGAAACGGAACUGUCCUGUCAGCAGAAAUCAAGAUGGAAACAGUUUGAGCAGUGAAAUCUGUAAGGUUAAACAACUCAAGUAAAUGCCUUCAGUCAGGACUAUUGAGUCUGAUCAUGAUGAACUUUAUGUUUUGUUUCUGUUCUUGUUUGCCUUCUGGAGUCUCUUUUUGUUUGGGUAUCGGGGUGCUUUGAAAUCCUUUCUGAGAUAAAUAUGAAUGAGAUAAAUAACUGUUAAGUGAUUGUUUUUAAAGUUCUUAUAUUUUUUAAACAGUUAUCACACAAUAACUUUGUAAAAAAAGUUUUAUUUUGCACAACUAUAAACCUCCCAAUUUUUUCCCAGUGGUGUAGAAGGUACCAGCUAAACUGUUUCACUUAGUAAUCUCGAGCCAUUCUAAAGGAGAGACAAACUCUGUGUCAUCUGAGAUGGUAAAAUUAGCAGGAAAAAAAAAAUUACUUUUGGUACCAAAGAUUAUACUGAUGUGUCUACACGAGAAACCAGUCUCCUUUCAUGAAAAUAACAUAUUAGUAUAUUAUGAUGCUACUGCUACUAAUGUGAAAAUUGUCUCUAGAUAUUUUAAAUUAUCCAAACUCAACCUUCAUUUUUAUUUGAAGGAAGAUUCCAUGGCUUUUACAUUUCAUAAUGAUUUUGUGGAAGCAUUUUGCCUGUUAGAGUAAAUGUUUGACUGGUAGGGCUGAAAUGUGACUUCCAGUUCUUUGAUAUCCCGCUUGUUAAUUCAGAUAGAAACAUUGACUUGCUCUGUAGAUGACUGUUAAAAUUUCUCAGUGCAGAAAUAAUAUGAUUAAUAGAGUGCUGUUUUCAUCACAGAGAUAAUUUUAAGAGGUUUAACAAUGAAACUAUAUGUCAGUAUUUUGAACUUCAGAUUAAAUUGACCAAUAUUUUUUCUAUAGUUAAAUUUAUUCACAUUAUCACAUUAAUGUGUUUCCAGAGAAGCACAUGAAAUUAUUAAUAAAGUGAUUUUUUAAAAUUUUAACAUAUAACAGAAUUGACCAACAGGCCAAUUUCUGGUAAUUACUACGCUGGUAGGUAAUUCUGACGGUAAAUUGUUCUUUAGAAAGCAGAAGUGCUACGUACCCACUUCUACUCUUGGCCUGAAACAACAUAGAUUACUUCUUGUUUCUUAGGGAAGGCAAUCUGCGAAAAGAAGAAAUAGCAUGAGGAAUAUAUAUGUUUUGUUUCUUGGCAAAGAAGGCCUGAAAAAGAAUAAAUAGCAUAAAGAAUAUACAUAUAUACAUAUAUAUGUUAUCAAGAAAAAGGAUAUUCAUAGUAAUACAGUUCUCAGUAUAUUAAUAAUAUGUGGUAUUCUUUUUAGAAGUAUGAUAGAACCUUGGGAUAAGAAGAUUAUAUUUUCUGAGAAUUUAUGUGUCUCAAAACAAAAUAGAAUCCACAAAGGAGAUACAUAGCCAAAAAUGGAUAGAAUAUGAUGUACUUUUAUCACUGAACUUCUUCUUAUUGGGAAGUUUUUAAAGGAUUAGGUCCAUAUUUUGAAUGUAAACUUGAAAAGUCUGAUUUACCCAACCAAUCAAAAGUAGGCAAUUUCUUAAUUUGGACUUGCAGACAAGCUGUUUGGGUAGUCUUUAAUUUAAAUUCCAUAAACAUUUUGCAAUCACAAGUCAAUUGUUAUAGAUAAGAUACAUCUCAGAACUCAUUGAAGGUAAAAAGCGGCAUCAAGGUACCUUGCCAUUUUGACUGUGCUUUCAACAAAUGUGUUUAGACAAUUUUAAGGCCACAGCAAAAGCAUCCCAGACAUCCACUGUUCCGUGCAUUGAUGUUCAUCUCAUAAAUGCAUUGAGUAGUGCCUUUUUAGCUUCACAUUGCUUUGUUACCCUAUGCUUUAUGUUCUCUAAAUACAUUGCCCAGUUCUGAAAAUUCUCAGCAUCUAAAAAGGGCUUCAGUAUUGACUGAGACUACUUUUGUUCAUCUCAGGGAACUUUCAAUACUCAAGAAUGAAUUCAAUUAAAGGCGUUUAGUGUUCAAAGAAAACAAACCGUACAAGACCAAUCCAGUCCCUAUUGUAGUGCUUUCCGUCUCCUCUCCCCCUUCACCAUCCACUAUGGCCUUCUUACAAGGGUGGGGCAGGGAGAUUACUGAAGGCUAACAGCAAGAAUAAGAAAAAGUAUUCAGAUCUAACCAAUCAGGGGGCAAAAGCGACCACAAUGAAAUCAAAUUAUGAGUACAUACUUGAAAUAUUUGUGUUUGUUUUUUUUUCUUCUGAGAAUAUGUUCGCAGCUUUAAUAUUUCAUUUCCUUUUCAUGAUUUAAAUCUUUACCUGGCAAUACUCAGGCAGCUGAGUGUGAAACACUCCUGUCCCUUCGAGAACAUGGUUGUUAACUGUGCUGUUGACAUGAAGAGGCCAUGGAAACAUUUCGUCAUUAUGUCCCAGCCUGUUCUAUACUUAAUAUUAAGUUGCUGGAAUAAAAAAUAAUAAAUCAGUAACAGAUUUUUCUGGGCAGAUCUGAUGAUUGAGCCCACACGACUGAUGAAAUGACUAAAAGUUUUUCUAUCUGAAAGAAGGUGCUGGGCAUUCAAAUGUGUUUAUGUAUUAUAUAUCAUAUGAAAUGUAUAUCAGUUGCUAAUGGGAAUUUCUACAUAUAUGCUUACAGAAGCAAUUUAUUUAAAUAAUGCUGUAGGUAGUGUACAUACCAACUAGUUGUUAAGCUACUACGCAGGAAGAGGGUGAACAAAGUAAUUUAUUUCUGAUUGAGCCAGUUAGUCAUGAUACACACAGUGUGGUGUUUGGUUCAUAAAAGAGUUGUUUCAUGUGGUUAUUGUUGGGAGUAUCCAUAACUGUGGAAGGGGUGUAGGAAAAGUUAUGUGUAGUUAGUUGUGACCUCUACCAGUUUGAGAGUUUCCCCAUCAGACAUGAUCAAUAUACCAAUGUUUGACAAGUUGAGUGAGAGAGGGUUAUCGUUCCUAUUUGAUGAAAGAAAAUCCAAAUAAAGCCCACCUAGAAAUAGAUAUUUUAUUAUAUAUGUGCUAUAGAUAUAGCUACAUAGUACAAAUAGACAUGUGUGAUGCAUAUAUACAAUGUUAUAUAUGUGUGUCUGUGUGUAUACACACUGAGUCUGUAAUAUACACACACUAGAUUUGUGUUACGCUCAUGUCUUCAGGGUUUGUGCUGUGAAACACUCUGGAGAUAAGACCUCUUUAGAAUUAAGAAGUUCUUUUGAAACUUCAGUUGCUAACCUGCUUUAAAGGGAUCUACUUUGUAACUGAAUUCUAUGUUGUUCAUACCUAGAGUUACAAUGAGGGUCUAGUAUAUCCAAAUCUUUAAAAAAAUUAAAAAUUAUUAAAAAAAAAAAGUCUUCAAGCUGGCAAUGUAUUUGAAUAGCAGUUUUCAGAUUGUGGCUCCAGAACCAUUGUCUCCCCAUUUAAGUAGCACCUUUUAAUAAUUACUGUUUCUUUGUGUAGGCAAAAGCACAAGAGUUUCAAAUGUAUAUAGCAGGGGAUGAAAAAAGAGUUUACAGAGAUAGUAUUGCUGCACAGAACAAUUGCUACUGAGUGUUUCUUAUAUCAUUUGUGGAAUUGAAAGAUGACGUUUAUUCUGUCAAGUUCAUUCUCUUCAACACUGUUUCCCUUUUGUUUAUGUAUAGCAAUCAGGUGUUAUUGUUUUAUCAUUUGUAAAACUGUAAAAUAAAUUAAACCCCAUUUUUUU